Daphnia carinata is the source of this 2432-nucleotide messenger RNA. RefSeq lists its product as uncharacterized. Bases 249 to 2033 code for a protein of 594 amino acids. The transcript has 6 exons. The record is from RefSeq and is a predicted model, not a curated record. NCBI's taxonomy places the organism in Eukaryota, Metazoa, Arthropoda, Branchiopoda, Diplostraca, Daphniidae.
GAUGUCUAUAGUUGUAAUUUCGAGGGACUUCUGUUAUCAGGACAAUAGUCCUACUAAUUCGGUCAUGCGGUACGCGUCCUUUAGUACUGGAACACUAUUGUUAACGAUCGCACAGCGAACAAGUUUUUUUAAUGGUUAAUUUAAAAGCAACCGGGAUUCUACAGCGGCUGGAAUAAGAUUUACGAACAAUCAGAUAAUUGACGAGGGAAGGAGGGGCUUGUAGCGCUAUUAUAUAAAGUGAAUUUUGCAUGCCCCAAGAGUUCAGUCACUCUGGAACAAAGUUUGUGUUAACGUCCCUGCUCUCACCCUAUGAUGAGACUAGAGACAUGAAAUCAUAUUCAUUGAUGUUGCUGUUCAUGAUUGCGUGCUGUUCGCUUGCAUCUAGCGAAGACACAGUUUCAUUCACGGACCUUCACGAUAACACAUUUUGGCUUAAUCCAUUUGACAGGCCCCCAAAUGCUUCAGCGUUUCGUAAACUAGAAUCUCAGGAAGACGGUCUGGCAUUCUACCACCCUGACGAUUUGAAAUUGUUGCAUUCUCGUUGGAAUAAGAAUCAAAACAUCAUUCCCGAAUUGCAAACUUCUAAAGGUCGUCCAAUCACGAAAUUCGUCGAAGAGCUAUUUCCUGGUUUCAAGUUCACUACACCUCGAUCUACGAAGAAACCUAACCAACCACUUGUUGCAAGUAAGAACAAAAGGAGUGGAUCGAGGAAGACGAUCGAAGGCAAUGGUUCAAAGGAAAAAACUCAAUCUUCGAAACCUUUUUGGGGUCCUUCAAUCAUAAUUCCAUCUGUUCGGCCAUGGUUUUACACGACCCAAGCAACAAGGAAGCCUCCGUUCCAAUCAAAUUUGCCCAGCAUAGAUAUCAGCAGGGAACUUACUACAUCUGAUUAUGACGCACACGCCAUAGACGGACCUACACGGAAAUCGGAAAUCAGUAUCCCAUUGGAAACACGAGAGCCUUCUGUUCCUUUCUGGGGUAUUCCUAUUGAGACUUCGUCUACACGGCCAUUGCUCCCUUACUCAAAGAUAACGACGGCUGCUAUUCCUUCACACAUGGAGGAAGAAUUUCUUUUCCAUUUGUCCAAUGAAACUGUGAAUGGCGACGCCUUCUCAGGCCCGAUUGCUUUGGCACUUCAACAGCCGUACGACCUGCCAUACAACCCACCGAUUGCAACGGAACGUUUCCGAGAUCCGAUUCAUUUGAAACCUGGCCCACCAUAUCAGGACAAACAAGAGGAAAAUGAUUUUAUCGAGCAAAACGCCUGGCAAGCCACUGCUGCAGUUACGGAACCAACGAUAGUCGGCAACCCGAUAGCCACGGAACCGCGUUCGCCGCAGCAACAGCUAGAACCAGACUUGUCAAUUCAUCAACAGCUCUACCCUGGCUUUGCUCUCAACUCAGAUGUUGGCUUCCUUCCUAAGGAAAUUGACACUUCGGGCUCUUACCCAUCGUCCUAUCCGCAUGCUAUCAAGCCGAAACCUCACAUCAUCUACCAUCACCAACCAGCUCCGCAGCACAACAACUAUUAUCAUCCUCCUUCUAGAUUAACUCACAUUGAUUUCAGUCCGAUUUUCUUAGCCAUCGUUCCGAUCGCUUUAUUCUUGGGAGCAGCAGCAGCAUUUGCUUUAGCGUCGGCAGUGUCAUCUAGCUCGGCUGUAGCGACAGCUCAACAACAGCAACAACAGCAAGAAGAAAGCAGCAAUAACAAUAACAACGAUAACAACAACAAUAAUAACAACAUUAACACCAUUCUCGCUUUGCUGGCGGCUUUCCACGAAGUGAAAAAGAAUCACGAUGACCAUCAAAAAAUCGUCAUCGUCACUACCACCACCCCAGCAGCAGACAUUGUGGAUGUUGCUAAAGAAGCCCCGGUAACGACGGACCUGCCUCUUCCGCAACCAUCACCAACAGGGCCGUUCUUCAUCAAACUAUCGCCAUCGAGAACCGAGUCUCCGCCUGCACCGUUACAAUCAUACGGACAUUACGAACGCAAGAAAGUUACCUAUCACCAUAUGAAUGGGAUCACGUAAUUGACGCAUUUUUUAAAACAUGAUUCGACGUAUUUAUGAAACGACCUUUCUUUAUUUACGACUUUUAACCCUUUAAUCAACAUACGAUAACCUAGAAGGCCACCUGCCAAAUGUAGAAGCGUAAUCGUUAAUCUGUUGAUGAGCUUGUAAUCAACAGUUCGUUGAUGUGCUUUUGGGGUGAUAGUCUGCAGAAAGAACUGUACGGAAUGCUUCCGGCUAAACCACAACGUUUUAGUUUUCGAUAUUUAUUACCUACACGUGUAUCUACUUGUUUCCACCGCAGCCAAAGUCUUGUGACUUCGCAUUGGUUCGGCUCAGCCAUGUAUUCAAUGAUCUCCGCGUGCUUUUUACACGCGCUCAUUGGAGCAGGCUAUGACUUUCUUUUUUAUCGUUAUAGAU